Syngnathus typhle (broad-nosed pipefish) is the source of this 4413-nucleotide messenger RNA. RefSeq names its product v-myb avian myeloblastosis viral oncogene homolog-like 2a (gene mybl2a). The transcript is spliced from 12 exons. The record is from RefSeq and is a predicted model, not a curated record. The coding region runs from base 1275 to 3911 and encodes 878 amino acids. Gene Ontology annotation, biological process: regulation of DNA-templated transcription. Gene Ontology annotation, cellular component: nucleus. Gene Ontology annotation, molecular function: DNA-binding transcription factor activity, RNA polymerase II-specific; protein dimerization activity; RNA polymerase II cis-regulatory region sequence-specific DNA binding. Lineage: Eukaryota; Metazoa; Chordata; Actinopteri; Syngnathiformes; Syngnathidae.
CUUAAUGUUCUCGUUUUGAUUCACGCUUAUUUGUUUGUUUUGCGUCUGCUAUUAUCAGCUCAUUUAAGGGAGCUAACGUUAGCUAGCCGUCGUGGAGAGGUGCACGUGCAUUAAACUGCAUUAAAAUGUCCUCUCCACCUGAGUCGAACACUUUGUGAAUGAUGUUAUAAACAUAGAGAAAUUGCGGCUUUAUUUGCAUCCCAAUUGGUGAAUAGAAUGCGGACUCGUAUCAUCUCUUUGCAAAUGUGUAAACAACAUAACCAUGGUCUUUGGUCAGCUACAACAUUUUGCGUUUUUAAAACUGCCAUCUUGGCCAUUGCUUUUAAAGCCAAGGCACACGAAAUCUCCAGCACACAAUCAAACAAAAUAGUAACAAAUAGAAAAGUUUCAAUUUGCUCAAAUGUUUUCACUCAAUGCGAUAACAGGGUCUCUUAUGACUGAAUGGAAACACCCGAUGUCUCAAAUUCAUGCCAUAAUCAAACGACCACAUAUUUUUCUGGUUAAGUGUGUCUCCACUGUCUGAUAUGCAACGCUUGUAGUAACAACGUCGUCACAACAGAUAGUGUUGCAGGAAAUUUAGACAAGCUCAUUGUAUUUUGAAAUUGUUGACCAUUUCAACGUUAAUUCAGUAAGCAUUGUAUUUGCAUUUUCUGUGCUAUGUUUUGACAAACUGGAAGAAAAAAUAAAUGGUCUCAUUAUCUGUAAAGAAAAAGAUAUAUAGUAUCUGAGAAUUUGGGCUUGAGGCAAAAACUAAUCUAACUACAGAAAGGUAAAAAUUUGCAAAAAUUGAAUAAUAACAUAUUUCGGUGAGAAAAAUAUUUUAAUUCGAGGCCAUAUUGCUUCUUUGUUCCACAUUGAGGGUGGAAUGAAGACAAGCUGAAAGCCUCCUUUUCGCGUUCCUUCUAUGCCAGUGGUUCUUAACCUUGUUGGAGGUACCGAACCCCACCAGUUUCAUAUGUGCAUUCGCCGAACCCUUCAUUAGUGAAAAAUAAAAUCAUUUUUUUCAAAUUCAAGACAUCAAUGCUGGUGCACAAAGUAAGCCGUGCAUGAACAUCACCUUGUUCAAAGUACCAAACCAACACAAUGCAUGAAUUCAAAACAAAUGACAUACCUGCAAGUCAAAUUGACAUCUGCUGUUGCUUUGCAAGACCAAUUCAGAUAUGCGUCAUCACGAAUUUACACGAUAAAUCGGGUGUGUUCAGACCUCUGCAGUGGAGGCUCCGGCGAACCCCUGAGACGACUCACUUGACCCCUAGGGUUCGAUCGAACCCAGUAUGGCAGAAAAGGCUGAUGUUGCUCUGUGUUUUGACACAGACUCGAGCUCUGUGGACAAGCUUGGCCCCAAAGUAAGAUGGACUCUGGAAGAGGAUGAAAACCUGAAAAUCCUUGUCCAGAAUUUUGGAGAACGGAACUGGAAUACUGUCGCUACUCUGUUACCGGGCAAGACAGAAUUGCAGUGUUUGCAACGCUGGAAAAGUCUGAUUGGAAAUGUGGUAGCAGAAUGCUGGUCCAAAGAGGAAGAUGAAAAGAUCAAAGAGUUGGUGGGCAGGUUUGGCACCAAUCGCUGGAGUAUGAUUUGCAAGCAGCUGAACGGGCGGAUGGAGAAUCAGUGUCGUGAGCGUUGGCUGUCUCACUUGGAGCCCACGUUAAAGAAGUCCAACUGGACCCACGAGGAGGAUCUCAUCAUUUACAAAGCCCAGUCCGUCUUUGGCAACCGCUGGGCUGAGAUUGCCAAGCUGCUUCCUGGAAGGACAGAGUACGCGGUGAGGAGCCACUGGAACUCCACGCUCAAAUCGGAAGCUGAAUUGGGCCAGCUCAAAAAUAACUCGGAGACCAUCUCCGUCGAUAUUCAGCAGUUUGUGGAAGGAAGGGUGAAGUUCAAGUGUGACACGUUACUGGACACCAUGCCAGUAACUCCCGAAGUGGUCAAAGACAAGAAAGAAAUGCGCAAAAUCCCCCAGAAGAAAUCCACUGCACCCGGUAAUGUUGUCGCAUCAAAAAGAACCAGGUCUCCAAAGAUUGCCCCAUUGCCCACCCAACCCAGCUCCAGUGGUGUGACAGCCACAGCACCCGCAGCAGCAGAGGCGGCGGCGGAUCAGAAAAAGUUAGUUGACGCUGCAUUGAGGAUGAUUGCUGAGGACAUGCUGCCGCUCAGUUUUGUGGAGGGAUCAGGUUUCCGCUCCUUCAUGGGCACCAUCGGCCCCGAAUACCACAAGCUGUCCCAGCGCGCCGUCAGCUUGCAGCUUUACGACGACGUGGAGAGAACUGUCAGACCACAGCUCAUCCGUGACUUAAAGGCCUGCCUGUGCAAAUCUAAAGAUGGAAAGGGUGUUAUUCAUGUGACCUGUGACCUCUGGGCGGGCGCGCAGGCCGAUUCGAUGGAUGAGUCGGUGGUCAUCGUGCAGCUCCACUUCAUCAGUGAGGCGUGGCAGAUCCGCCGGCCGACUGUGGCCUUCCGGCACGUGAGCCGCACAGACCUGAGCGGCGCAGUCUCCAAAGAGCUGGAGGGCGUGCUGCUGGGCUACGGAGUCUUUCCGCAGAGCAUCGGCUACGUCCUCGUCAACCACGCCAAAGAAGUGCUGGCUGCAAAUAGUGUCUUCUGCGACUACAAGAUCAUGUGCCCGUCGAACCGUGGGGAGCCAGACGGAGAUGAGGUCGUGGCCUUUCUGUCAGACCGGAUGCCUGAAUCGGAGUCCCCAUUUUCAGAGGUCAAGAUUGGGACCAAAAUCACUUGUGUGGCAAAAACGCUACAGCUGGUGAUCAGUGAGGCAUUGAAGAACUCCAGGGUGGUGGAAAACCUCCUCUCACAUGUCCACAAUGUCGUGGCGUUCUUCAGGGGCAGCACGUACUGGAGUGAGGUUUUGUUAAAGGAGUGCAGUGUGUCUUUGUGUCCGCCCUCCAACCACUGUCGCUGGAACUCCAUGAUGGUGUCCCUCCGCCGAAUGGUGCAGGAGUCGGCUUGGAACGGGAUCCUCACCGUCCUGGCGCAAGCUCGUAGCGAGGCCAGUGACACGGCCAGCGCCCCGCCUCUGAUCAUGGUCAAGAGGGAGCAAGUGCUUGAUAUCCUGGCUCUCCUGGAGCCCUUCCAGGAAGCCCUGCAGGUCCUGUUAGGAAAUGCAGUGGCCAUCUCGUAUGUCCUGACCUCUCUGGUUAGCCUCGAUAAGACAUUGGAAGGCUGUAGCACCAACUACACCCACUUCAAAAAGGCCCUGCGCACGGGCCUCCAUACUCACUUCCAGUCCCUCAUUCACCAGGAAGACGUGAUAAUGGCUGCUGUGUUCGACCCGAGGAACAAACUGAAGACAUUCACUGAUGACCACCUUGAAGACCAGACAGGUUUCCUAACACCUCCAACAAAAUAUGAGGCUCGUGUCAUUGCGGAGGCGGCACUGGGGAGCCAGGCAGACGCAACUGAUCUGACUUCGACGGCGGAGGAACACCAGAAAAAUGAGGAAGGAGACCAGCCGCCGGACAGCAGUGAGGAAACGGCGGCCGUCAGCCUGAAAGAGGCCACUGGGGGGAGCUCGGACGACAACCGUGACUCCAUUAAUGUCGUCGGCAUCAAGCGCAAAGCAGAUAACAGCCUCCCCCAGCUUCCAUCAAAGACCGUGACCUCAGAACUUGCCGUGUACCUGUCUGAGCCGCUGUGGGAAAACGGCUCCAGUUUGCUCUACUGGAAAUCGGCCACUCGCUUCCCACAACUGCAAGGCAUUGCUAAGCGACUUCUGGCGGUACCCGCUACCUCAGGGGGCUUCGACAGGCUUUGCCCGAUGGCAGCUUGUAUCGUACGGGCCAAACGGAACCGCAUGCCACCUCACACCACAGAGAGACUCCUUCUUUACAAAAACUCUUUGAAGACAAAGACUGGCAAAAAGUCUGGUGGGGUCACUAAACACAGAGCGACCAAGUGAUUGGGUGAUUCUUUGUAAUGUGUAUGCUGAUAGCAGCUGCUAUGCAAAUCACUUUUUUUUAAACAUUGGUUAUAGAAAAUUGCAAUUGUCAAUUCAGAUAGCCACUUGAGUUUUUUCUUUGCGGUAAAGAAAAGAAUGGUUAGCACAUCUGCCUCACAACUCAGAGUUUUACAGUUUGGCUCUUGACUCCGGUCUUACUGUUUGAAAUUCUGCUUGUUAUUGCUUGGCGUUGCUCUUUGCUGCAUUCUAAAAUACAAGCAUGCUUGAAGACUCUGAAUUGUUCAUAGAACUGAACGUGACUUUAAAUUGCUGUUUGUCUAGUAUAUGUGCUCUGCAAUUGGGCGUCCACCAGAUCGGUGGCACGCGUCCUCUGGCACAAGGUCAGUUUGAUUGGCUCCAGCUCACAAGCGACCCUUAUGAGUACAAGUGCUAUUGAACAUUUUGUAAAUACAAGAUUGAUCCAGUGUUUACUGCCCAUAAUAAAAGCUUAUGUCAAUAUAAA